CUUUGUAAAACUCACAGUGCCCUUUGUUGCAACGUUUGCAGAGAUCGUUUUAUUUGAACUUAAACUUCCACACAGAGCUAGACAAACAUUGGCUUGGAGAUUGUGCUUGGAGAGCAAACUGUGUGACAUAUGUUCAGAAAUGACACUGUAUGGCGUGCACGUUUGUGUGUAAGCAAAUAAUCUUUCACUCUAACUAUUUGUUGGAUUGGUUUGAAGCCACGAACUGUUUUAAUUCUACGCAUGCAUUGUAGGAAACAAUGUGGCAGAGCAUUACAAAGCCUGUCGAAAUCGUUUUUUUUUUUUUUAGAAAUUGCAAGAACUAGACACGCCGCUUAAAACGUAAACACAUGCGUAAAGAUAGCUCACGGCACGGCGCCUAAUAAAAACAAAUGCGCAAGCUGUAGAACUCUACAGACAGCUUCACGGAUUUGAAAACAAAACGUAUAGGCCUACUCGUGAUAGGAGGAGAAAAGAAAAUAUUUUGCUGCGAUGCAACCGGUUGACUGUCCUUCGUGUCACAGGCAAGAGACAGUCGUGAAUGCGCCGUGUUCUGUUCAGAGAGAGGGAGAGAGCGUCUCCACACGUCAGCUUGGGGAGGGCAUUGCUGCUUUAAAUGCUGCGAAUGUGACAGCCAAUAGUCCAGACUGCCAGUAAGAGAGGUGAUGGAAAGAAACAUGCACGACCAGUUAAAAAUGCUAACCAAAACAGGUUGCACGCUGGGGCAAGACUGACACAGAGAGCAUAGGGCGCGAAAAAGGGGAAGGAGACGGACCUCUUGGGUUCUACAAGUGCUUGCCGCCGCCUGUUUCCACGGAUCUGAGGACAACAAACGCACGCUUUUCAAAGGGGGGCUGGGAAGCCACACGAGAAGGGACAGUGGUGCGAGUAGCGUUGCCCUUGGGGGGUAAAGAUGACAGUGGUUCCCGGGGAGAACCUGGAUGAGACUGUGGCUCUGGCCGCCCUGUCCCAAGAUGUCUACGACCCAGAGAGAGCGGACCAGGAGUGCUGCGAGCGGGUGGUCAUCAACAUCUCCGGGCUGCGCUUUGAGACUCAACUGAAAACACUCGCGCAGUUCCCAACCACCUUACUUGGAGACCCCCGGAAAAGAAUGCGCUUUUUCGACCCGUUAAGAAAUGAGUACUUUUUUGACAGGAACCGUCCAAGCUUCGAUGCCAUCCUCUACUACUAUCAGUCUGGUGGUAGACUCCGGAGACCGGUCAACGUCCCCGUGGACAUAUUCAUGGAGGAAAUCAAAUUUUAUGAACUGGGAGAGGAUGUGAUCGAAAAUUUCAAGGAGGACGAGGGGUUCAUCAAGGAGGAAGAGCGCCCGCUGCCAGAGAGUGAGUUUCAGCGCCAGGUCUGGCUCCUGUUUGAAUACCCGGAGAGCUCAGGACCAGCAAGGGGCAUAGCAAUAGUUUCUGUUUUGGUCAUUUUAAUAUCCAUAGUCAUAUUUUGUCUAGAGACACUGCCUGAGUUCAGAGAGGAGGGCAAACUGGGCGAGGACCACCCCUCUCUAAAUGGAACGGCGAGCGCCAACAAGCCAAAUCCGUUCACAGACCCCUUCUUCAUUGUGGAGACGCUGUGUAUCAUUUGGUUCUCCUUUGAGCUGCUGGUGCGAUUUCUUGCGUGUCCCAGCAAGCCCGCCUUCUUCAAAAAUAUCAUGAACACCAUCGACAUAGUUGCCAUUAUGCCCUACUUUAUUACCUUGGGUCUGGAGCUGGCUGAGCACCAAGGGAACGGCCAGCAAGCCAUGUCCCUGGCCAUUCUGCGUGUCAUUCGCUUGGUGCGAGUGUUCAGGAUUUUCAAGCUCUCCAGGCACUCCAAGGGUCUCCAAAUCCUUGGGAAGACCCUGCAGGCGAGCAUGCGAGAACUGGGUCUGCUCAUAUUCUUCCUGUUCAUUGGAGUCAUACUGUUUUCGAGCGCGGUGUAUUUCGCGGAGACUGACGACCCCGAAUCGGGGUUCAGCAGCAUCCCCGAUGCGUUCUGGUGGGCGGUGGUGUCCAUGACUACCGUGGGCUACGGAGACAUGUGCCCGGUGACCAUCGGUGGCAAGAUUGUGGGCUCUUUGUGUGCCAUUGCCGGCGUGCUUACUAUCGCACUGCCGGUCCCUGUCAUCGUUUCCAAUUUCAACUACUUCUAUCACAGGGAGACGGAGCACGAGGAACAGUUCCAGUACACCCAUGUAACAUGUGGCCAGCAACAGCCCACGUUUGGUGAAUUCAAAAAGAGUGACAGCAAAGCUUCACUCUCCAAGUCAGACUAUCAGGAGAGUGAGGAUGCAGACUCGAUCAAAUACACCAACUGCAGUCCACACAAAGCGUACACGGGGAAGCUGACUGAUGUAUGAUUGUAGAAAUACGCAUCAGUGUUACCCAGUGAAAAUGCGCGCCUAUAUGAGUACCCCCAUUCCGCGCUCUGGCUGGAGUAGAUUCACAAGCUGUUAUUUCCGGCAUCAGUAACGCAAAGGGAAUUAUUUAUUAGGGAAAUCAUAACAGAGUACUGAAACGUGGUGUGUCGAUUGUUCUGUUUUGGUUUCGCACAUGUCUUCCAUUUUUACGCAAUCAUCUUAUUCAAAUGAGCGAAGUCAAAUAUUCAACUCAAAAUCCUCUCAGCCUAAAAAACAAUGGGGAGAUUUAUAUCAUCAACGAAAUACCAAGCCCAACCUCGAGUUGAAGCACUUUAUUAAUGUACUCUUAGUAAUGUGUAAUUUAUAAAUGGCAUGUCUGUCAAUUUUGGGAGGAUGUUUACAUUUAAUUUGUCUAUUUGGAGCAGACUAACAAUAUAGGACCAAAUUAUUUAAAGAUUAGCUGUUGAUCAUCACCAAUGCAACGAUUGAAAAGUACAAGGUCACACGAGGGAGUAUAAAUAACGACCACUUCCACCAUAUCAAAUUGUUGUGAUAUUGUCUUCUUACGACAGCAACUGAUGGGGCCACAUUGCGCGUGUAUUGCAUUGUCUCUCACAUUAGAACACCGUGCCUGCUGCGUGCCCUUUGGCAAGGCAUAUAUCCCCAUCAAAAAUCAGCUGUCACCAAAACGUGAUCAGCACUCAACAAGAAAACAUGUCACAACUACUGUAAUCGUCCUCCAAAUUUAGUUAUUGGAAUUCAGCGUUGAAUUGUUUAUAGCACCUUGCCUAAGAUGAACACUAUUCCAUGGAUAAGAUGCAAUUGCUUGGUUUGGUUAUGGUCUGUAGCCGUGAUAUAUCGUUUACAUAAAUUAUUGGGCGAUGGCUCUUAAAUUAUCGACAUCUUACUGUAAUAUUGGUGAGACACUGAGGCUGUUCAGGGUGUAGGCACAUGCAGCUGAAAGAGACGUCUACUUUUACCUUACCUGUGACUGGUACAAAUGUAUUAAAUGAAAGAAAACACGAGCCUGCGUGCAUAAAAUGCAUAUGAAAGACAGACGGGGGGGGGAAACUUGAUAGAAUGUGCGCUCCAGCCAUGGCGAUGUUUAAAAUCCAACUGCGCCACCGGAUGGUACAAGAUGGAAAUUGCAGAAUACCGUAUCAGAUACAAAGAGUGUUUCUAUAGCAACCUUCCAGACUGUUCUGAAUCCUUCGACAUCAGUGAGACAUUGUGUUGCCUUAAAUUAGGCUGUGAAGGGGGAUGUUUUGGCUGGGCUUGUCCAUUGCUUUCGAUUAUGCUGCUUCACGUCACCGACAAAAGAUAAUGUAAACAAAUUCCAUAAUACGUGUUUGUUGGCAGCUAUUGCGUCUAUUCUGCCUCCAUGUUCUAAGCUUGGCAUACUCGUAGUCUGUGGCAAUCUUGCAUAAUCUGCUAUCAUCUGCAAUAUCACAGUUACAUGUUAUUGUAAGUAUACGUGUAAUAGUAAUGAAAAAAGACAAGGCGCAAUGAAGUCACCAACAGCUCUUCCCUUGGCCAAGAGGACAUUUUGGUUUCCCUACACCCAGACGAGUGUCAAAUGAAUGAACAAAAACUGCAAGUACCUAAACACAAAGAGACACGGCACAGCCCCCUUGCCCUCAACAACAAUAACAAAAAUGGUUCUCUGGUGUGGAAUAAUAAGGGAAUAAUACUGACGAAUGUGUCAUUCUUUUGGACUCGAGAAGCGGGCGCAUACAAUUUCCAAAUGGUUGGAUUAACACAGGUUGCCUGUACCUGUCAGUGCACCAUCACCACAUCAACAACAAUGACGACAACGAGAGUGCUGCGCAGACAUCUGGUGUGGGAACUGUCAGAAACAUGCAAACCAUCACAUCCUACAUUCCCCGUUUGGGGUAGUGGAUAUUCCCACACACCAUUGAGGGUUAUCCAGCGACACGGUAGGGGGAUGGAUGGAUGAAGAUGUUCUUCACGCAAAACAACAGCGAAUUUGACUCCUCCCUUCUCUGUCAUACCACUGCAGGAGUACCAGUAUACCUUCUCGCUCGCUCUCUCUCUCUCUCUCUCUCUCUCUCUCUCUCUCUCUCUCUCUCUCUCUCUCUCUCUCUCUCUCUCUCUCUCUCUCUCUCUCUCUCUCUCUCUCUUCAACAUCAUCAUACACACUCACAUGCAGAAACUCACUCAUAUGCAGAACUUGGGGAGUGUGUGUGUUUGACCAUCACCGAGCCCCAUGCACUGCAAAAAAGGAGCGCACGCACGCACGCAC
Messenger RNA from Engraulis encrasicolus (European anchovy), 4610 nucleotides. Its product is annotated as shaker-related potassium channel tsha2-like. The coding region runs from base 911 to 2347 and encodes 478 amino acids. NCBI's taxonomy places the organism in Eukaryota, Metazoa, Chordata, Actinopteri, Clupeiformes, Engraulidae. The record is from RefSeq and is a predicted model, not a curated record. Gene Ontology annotation, biological process: protein homooligomerization; potassium ion transmembrane transport. Gene Ontology annotation, cellular component: voltage-gated potassium channel complex; membrane. The transcript is spliced from 2 exons. Gene Ontology annotation, molecular function: delayed rectifier potassium channel activity; protein binding.